GCAAAGUUUAUAUGUCAUUAAAAAGGAUUUGGUUUUUGGGAAAACAGUGUGUGUGUGUGUGGUGAGAAGACACAGAGAUUGAGGGAUUUGGCAAUGGAGACUGCCAUUAGCCGUCGACUCGCUCCUUCCCCUAACCAUGGCCUUCUUCAAUCCAAACCAGGUGACAAAUACCUGCUUCAUAAACAAAGCACAAAAUGGAUCACAGUUAUGACAAUGGCGCCUCCAAGGCUGGAAAAGGGUGCUGGGGUGUUAGAUAAGCCAGUAAUAGAGAAAACAACUCCUGGAAGAGAGUCUGAGUUUGACUUGAGGAAAUCAAGGAAAAUGGCACCACCAUAUCGAGUGAUGCUACACAAUGACAACUACAACAAGAGGGAAUAUGUUGUGCAAGUGUUGAUGAAGGUUAUACCUGGAAUGACAGUUGACAAUGCAGUUAAUAUCAUGCAAGAGGCACACAUCAAUGGGUUGUCUGUGGUGAUUGUGUGUGGGCAGCCAGAUGCAGAAGAGCAUUGCACACAGCUCAGAGGGAAUGGGCUUUUGAGUUCAAUUGAACCGGAUAGUGGAGGGUGUUAGAAAGGUGAGUUAGUAAGUUAAGUACAUGAUGGGUCUAGUGACACUAUAGUCAGUCAUCUGUGAUUUGUAAGUACUAGGAUUAUGGCUAUAUCAAUGUCAAUAAUGAAAAAGAAUGAUAUUAUAUAUAUAUAAUAUAUUGAAUAUGAUAAGACUUUUAUAA
This is a messenger RNA of Lactuca sativa (garden lettuce), 730 nucleotides long. RefSeq names its product Ribosomal protein L12/ ATP-dependent Clp protease adaptor protein ClpS family protein. Lineage: Eukaryota; Viridiplantae; Streptophyta; Magnoliopsida; Asterales; Asteraceae. The record is from RefSeq and is a predicted model, not a curated record. Gene Ontology annotation, biological process: protein catabolic process; proteolysis.